AUGCAGGUCAAGAUCGUAUCUGUUCUCUUCGCCGUUGGCGCAUUGAUUGCCCCUGCCUUUGCUUGCCUCCCUGCUGGUCAUGCCUGCACUAUUGGGGCUGCGAAUGACUGCUGCUUUAGCGCCGACUGCGAGCGUAAGCUUUUCAACACGUUUUGUGGAAAAUCACGGAAGUUAACAAUGGGAAUCAAUACAGCUCAUCCUGGACACGAAAACCCCGGCGCUAUUGGCGCUUGCGGCCACUAG
Colletotrichum higginsianum IMI 349063 is the source of this 243-nucleotide messenger RNA. RefSeq lists its product as uncharacterized. The coding region runs from base 1 to 243 and encodes 80 amino acids. Lineage: Eukaryota; Fungi; Ascomycota; Sordariomycetes; Glomerellales; Glomerellaceae. The record is from RefSeq and is a predicted model, not a curated record. The transcript is spliced from 3 exons.